Opisthorchis viverrini is the source of this 1343-nucleotide messenger RNA. RefSeq lists its product as hypothetical. NCBI's taxonomy places the organism in Eukaryota, Metazoa, Platyhelminthes, Trematoda, Opisthorchiida, Opisthorchiidae. The coding region runs from base 21 to 1343 and encodes 440 amino acids. The transcript has 5 exons. Gene Ontology annotation, molecular function: protein binding. The record is from RefSeq and is a predicted model, not a curated record.
UCAAAAAAACGGUCCGGAAAAUGGGAGGCGCAACGUCAAAGGAUAAUGGUGACCUAUUGACAAUUCUCGAAAACGAUGAAGCAGAAUGCCUCGUACCGUUCGUUGCUCUCCCGUCAGAACGAUAUGAGAGCGAUGAAAGAAUCUUCAAGGAAGAUACCAUGUUGGAUAGGAGAAAGAAAAGGAAUCUGCUGCACAUUGCUUCCAUACUGUCUGCUACCAAAUGCGUAAAAUUGCUGGUCAAUUCACCGUAUUUUUGGGAUCCGGAUAGACUGGAUGCGAAAGGUUGGACUCCCUUGCAGAUAGCGGAGGAUCGCGAUGACCUGUCAACUUUGUACGAGCUGGCUGUACACUCCCGAGAAUUGCGUCACUUCAAACCAACCAUUCCGACAGACGGAGGCAGACAAUUUGUUUCCAGCUGUCUUGUGUGGCCUCAAGAUGUGCUGUUGGAUCCAUUUGAUAUGAUUGAAUUUUAUCUUCCUACACUAAGGGGAAUCGGGCGAGGAGUCACGCCCUAUCUUACUGUCAGAACAUCUAAGACCGGCCUAUCGGGUCGCUCCAUGGCACUGCUCUUCGAAUUGCUCCUGGCCAAUCCUUACAUGUCUACAGUCACAGCGCUUGUCGGGAACGUGGACCAAGAUCCGUUCUCCAACAACGCCGAUUGUGAGGCAAGUUGCUUGUGGCCAAUGCAACCUAUCGAGGUAUCCUACAUCUCAGACCACGACGAUCAAUGCCAAAUAUAUCCAGACUGUCUCUUUCGCAGCUGGAUGCUCUCAUUCAACUAUCAGGAUGACUUCUUCCAAGCAUUCAAAGAACUCUACAACAUUUGGAAGUUUCACCGAUUUGCGGGAAGCUACUCCGAAGAAAAUGAGAACAUCAAGGCUCGUCUCAGUCCAAUCACACUGCUGUCUGCUUGCCGAGUUGCAAUAAGACGUCAUCUUGUGAACAAGACUUUUCCGUCCAUUCCAGAUUCGCAAGCGUGUAUUUAUCCCAACUACGUUCGUCACGUGCUCCAACUUGGUUUACCACAAAUCUUAACAGACUUCCUUCUAUAUCGUGAAAUGUGGCCAGACACUGAGUGGACCGAACAGCCUCGGUGGAGAGAUCGAAAAAAACGCCGACCCCGCGAAGUGAAAUUGGACGCACAUGGACCUGGAUAUGUUGUGGACAACGGAUUCAUUCCCAACCUCAGAAUUCCAUGUAAUGCAUUGCCGUUCAAAUAUACCGGAAUUCAAAAGUAUUCUGAAGGUAAAAGAGAAGCUGAACUUGAGAAAACAAUUCGAGGCAAAGCCUAUUGGGAUGUUAGAUUGCCAAAUCUUUUGGGGAAAAGCAUGUUGUUCGGUUGA